This is a messenger RNA of Indicator indicator, 1528 nucleotides long. It is a transcript of the gene GSR, whose product is annotated as glutathione-disulfide reductase. Bases 4 to 1398 code for a protein of 464 amino acids. Gene Ontology annotation, molecular function: glutathione-disulfide reductase (NADPH) activity; NADP binding; flavin adenine dinucleotide binding. Gene Ontology annotation, cellular component: cytosol; mitochondrion. Lineage: Eukaryota; Metazoa; Chordata; Aves; Piciformes; Indicatoridae. Gene Ontology annotation, biological process: cellular response to oxidative stress; glutathione metabolic process; cell redox homeostasis. The record is from RefSeq and is a predicted model, not a curated record. The transcript has 13 exons.
GCUAUGGCGGCGGCUGCCUACGAGCUGCUGGUGCUGGGUGGUGGCUCUGGGGGGUUGGCGGGGGCCCGGCGGGCGGCGGAGCUGGGAGCUCGGGUCGCCUUGGUGGAGCCGCACCGCUUCGGUGGCACCUGCGUCAAUGUUGGGUGUGUGCCAAAGAAGGUGAUGUGGAAUGCAGCUGUCCACGCGGAGUACAUCCACGAUCACGCUGACUACGGCUUCGAGACGCCCGGAGUCAAGUUCAGCUGGAGGACAAUUAAGGAGAAGCGCGAUGCUUACGUGAGGCGCCUGAACGAGAUCUAUGAAAGCAACCUGAACAAGGCUCACAUCGACAUCAUCCGGGGCUAUGGCAAGUUCACCGCCGAUCCUCAGCCCACCAUCGAGGUGGAUGGGAAGAAGUUCACAGCUCCUCACAUCCUUAUAGCCACGGGUGGGCGACCAGCUGUCCCUUCUGACAGCGAAAUUCCUGGUGCCAGCCUGGGGAUAACCAGUGAUGGCUUCUUUGAACUGGAGGAGCUGCCCAGGCGCAGCGUCAUCGUGGGUGCCGGCUACAUCGCGGUGGAAAUGGUUGGGAUCCUGUCCACGCUGGGCUCCAAGGCAUCCCUGCUGAUCCGCAAGGACAAGGUGCUGAGGACCUUUGACUCCAUGAUCAGCUCAAACUGCACCCAGGAGCUGGAGAACAUUGGAGUGGAUGUUUGGAAGCACACAAAGGUCAAGAUGAUCACCAAGUCCCCUUGUGGGUUGCUGGAUGUGACGGUGACCUCCUCAGUGCCCGGCCAUAAGCCAGCAGAGGGAAUCAUCCAGGAUGUCGACUGCCUGCUGUGGGCUACGGGGAGGGAGCCCAACACCAAGGACCUGGGUCUGGACCUAGUGGGCGUGCAGGUGGACUCCCAGGGCCAUGUGGUGGUGGACGAGUACCAGAACACCAGCAGGAGAGGAGUCUAUGCCGUCGGGGACGUCUGUGGGCGAGCCCUCCUGACGCCAGUGGCCAUCGCGGCCGGCAGGAAGCUGGCCCACAGGCUCUUCGAGGGCAAGCGGGACUCCCGCCUGGACUACCACAACAUCCCCACCGUCGUUUUCAGCCACCCGCCCAUCGGCACCGUGGGCCUCACUGAAGAUGAGGCUGUGGCCACGCAUGGCAGGGAGAAUGUGAAGAUCUACAGCACAUCCUUCACCCCCAUGUACUAUGCUGUCACCCAGAGGAAGGUGAAGUGUGUCAUGAAGGUUGUGUGCGCUGGCAAGGAGGAGAAGGUGGUGGGAUUGCACAUGCAAGGGGUGGGCUGUGACGAAAUGCUGCAGGGCUUUGCUGUGGCCAUCAAAAUGGGGGCCACCAAGGCCGACCUGGACAACACUGUUGCCAUUCACCCCACUUCUGCUGAGGAGCUGGUGACUCUGCGCUGAGGCAGGGGCCAGAGCAGCUGCAGCAAAGAUCUGCUACAGGGCUUUGAAAGUGCCUUAAUGGCAGGUGGGGUGCCAGGAAAAGGUCUGGAACGUGAUUGUGGCUUGCAGUGGUGGGUAGGAAAUAAAUACA